Physella acuta is the source of this 786-nucleotide messenger RNA. RefSeq lists its product as uncharacterized. The record is from RefSeq and is a predicted model, not a curated record. Lineage: Eukaryota; Metazoa; Mollusca; Gastropoda; Physidae.
UUGUAAUGUCAAUACAAGCCUCGACAUCGAGUGACAUUAAACUGUGUCACAUGAAGUUUGAUUCAUCUCUCCAAAGUUUUCUUGCUUACAGCUGAAGGAAUCAAAUAAUGGCCAGCAAUGUUUGUGUGGCAGUCAUCGUCGCCACCCUCCUGUCUACAGCCGUAGCCGAGUGUACAGUGAGUGGGGAGAGACUCAACGAAGGACAGACGAAGGUCGACCCGGGGAACAAGUGCACGAGGUACAACUGUAGCGAGGGAGAGAUGGUUAUAAUAGAGGAUGGCUGUCUGUACCAAGACAAGUGCUACGAGGUCUACACGCAGCACCAGGUCGACUGUAUGACCUUCAGAUGCGACAAGUUCACUGAGGGUUUCUUAACCGUCUACGUCUUUGACUCACUCUCUGCCCGCUGUAUGGACGGCAACAAAACUUGCCACACACACGGCGACAAGUUUCCUGCCUCGAUUGACGGCACAUCAUACAAAGAGUGUACCUGUCUCAUGGAGGGCAACAUGGUCGACAUCUCCUUAUGUCAUAACUGACAUGUCACAACUGACAUGUCACAACUGACAUGUCACAACUGACAUGUCACAUCUGAGAUGUCACAACGGACAUGUCACAACUGACAUGUCACAUCUGACAUUUCACAACUGACAUGUCACAUCUGACAUGUCACGACUGACAUGUCACAUCUGACAUGUCACGACUGAUGUAGGAAACAGUUAAAGCUGUCUAGUAAGACAAGCGGUAGUCUAUUUUCUAAACGCUGAUUGUGUAUAAUAAAAAAAU